Pyricularia grisea is the source of this 264-nucleotide messenger RNA. RefSeq lists its product as uncharacterized. The coding region runs from base 1 to 264 and encodes 87 amino acids. The transcript has a single exon. NCBI's taxonomy places the organism in Eukaryota, Fungi, Ascomycota, Sordariomycetes, Magnaporthales, Pyriculariaceae. The record is from RefSeq and is a predicted model, not a curated record.
AUGGUGCUCGAAAUAACCAGGUUUGCCGGCUUUGAGGUGGGAUUUGAGCUUCUCUUGGCGGCUUUUGUGGAGAUUAUCAGUAUAGUAGUGAUUGUAAUUGAUAGGAAACCCCUUGAGGUCUUCGAGGAGCUUUCUCAGCUCGUCGUGCGCUGCUGCUCUGCGCUGCUGAAGGCGGUUCUUGAUAAUGGACCUUUUUCUCUGCUAUUAGCAACAAGACAAUCAGAAACACUCGGUAGCGCAGAACUAACCAGAUGCGAGGCGUAA